UAAUUUGUUGCCUGUUGGAAUGGGUUUUAUUUGAUUUGAGAGUUCAUAUUUUCGUAAGUCGAUUAAUUGUGAAUGUCAUAAUAUUUAUUUUAACUGAAAAUUAUCUCACCAUGUUCAGUUUCAACUAUCAAAAGAGCCGGCAAAUCCGCAUUGGAUCAAUUUAAUAUUCUUUACUUGAAAUGUCAUAAAGUGCCGGCAGUCUGCAAUUUUUAGAAUCUUAAUAAUAUGCUAAGAUUAGAUAUUUAUUUAAGGGUUUCAAGUUUUCAAUUCAGUCGUUGUUAAGAAAUUAAUAAUGGGCAUACAAGACUUACAAACAUUUUUAGAAAGUGAAGGUGUAGGUGUUGAUCUCUUUAAAAUUGCGAGAAACCAUUCUGGAGGUUUGCGCCUGGUUCUCGACGCCGAAGGUUGUUUGGAUCGUCUUUACGGUGGAUACUUCUCAGAUUGGGCAAGUGGUGGACAAUGGGCCCGAUGUGUACAGUUCUUAACAACACUAGCACAAGCUUUGGCUGAAUUUCAAGUAUCACUUUGUGUUUGUUUUAAUGGAUCUCAUCCUACGCCUCCUGCAUUACCCCAACAUUGGAUCCAGACUCAAACCAUAUAUAAGCAAAGAGUGAAUUCAGUUUUGCACCAUAUUACCACUAAAGGUACUCCACCACCUAAAGUAUGGUGGGUACCACCUACUGGACUGCAUUCAUGUUUACGAACCGCACUUAGGUACCUCAAUAUCCCAAUUAUGGUGUCUUCUGAUGAUCACUGUCAGGAAGUUGUUGGUUUAUGUCGUGAAAAAUCAUAUGCUGGCCUCGUUGGAUGCUCUGGAGAGUAUUUAGUGUUUCAACCACCUAGAUACUUUAGUUCAUCUUUGUUGAAACUAACAUAUAGAUCUUCACUAGAAACUAAAGAAUAUAUGGUCCAUGAUUUGCCACAAGUACUUAAUGUACCUCAAGAUCGUCUUUGCCUCAUGGCUGCAUUACUUGGAGGAGUCAUUCUUUCAGAACAAAGCUUGACAGAUUUCUAUAAACGCCUUGGAUUAGUGCCCAAAAAGCAAGUUCCUCCAGAGAUACAAAUAAAAACAAUUUGUCAGUAUGUAAGUGAAUUACCAACUUCUGAUGUUGAUGCAGUCUGCAUAGAUAUAUUUGGAGAUCUGAAUGACCUACGCGCUGCAAAACUUAAACAAGCCGUACAGUAUUAUCUAAACGGUACAAAGGAUGGUUUCUUAAAAUAUAAAACAGCUACAGGUCGUCGUUCAAAAAAUAAAAAGAAUCUCCAAAGACAAGAAUUCAACAUGCAGCCUGUUACUCUGGAUCUAGAUACAUCAAAAUUAGCGACUGAAUCGUCAGAACAUGAGCAAAAAGGCUUGGAAGAUUACAAAUUGGCUACAGCAAAUGCAUCAAUGAGUGCUGACUUUAGUAUGGAGAAACAAACUAAUGACUUACAUCAUGGAUUCGCAUCUCUAUCACUUGAAGCUGGUGUUAUGUCAUCUACUAAGCAACAAAAACAGAAUAUUAUCAAAAAAAAGGCUGAAAAACCACAAUCUGCAAUUAAAGAGGGGCGACAAGCUACAAAACAAGUCCAAAGUGAUGACAACUGCCCUCCAGCACCGGCAGAAGUAUUGCGGACCUGUGCGGAACGUCACACCAGGGGCCUCAUGCAUCCUCAACUUCUAUCUAUCCUUACACAUCGUCAAGUGACUUUACCUGUGCUUAUGGAGGAUGAGAAUCAUAGAGAAAUUCCUUCAAUUCAUCAUUUCUUUAGACCAAUUCGACAGAAUGUAUAUGCUAUUCUGUACAAUAUGCAUCAUCAUCGCUUUAUGGCCCACAAAAUUAAAGAUGAUAGAUCGAGUGGCUCUAAUGAUCGUCCAUGCACAGUUUUGAUAGCAGAAUGGAUAUACACCCGCACAAAUCCUGGCAAGAAUCCAGAGAUUGUUCCAGGUGUUUUACUGGAUUGGCCUGUGCCAACUGUACAGAGGCUCUGGUUUGGAACUGCUCCGGAUGAUAAAUGCCGUAGAAUGAGAGCAUAUCUUUCCUGUAUGCGCUCAGAUACUCCUCUGAUGUUGAAUACUACUUAUGUGCCCCAGCACUUGCUCAUACUGGCAACUGUAUUGAGAUUUAUAAUGACAUCUCCAAUUCAAAUACUACGAAGGCAAGAGCUGGAUGCAUUUUUAGCUACUGCAUUUUCGACAGAUCUUAUGAAUGCACUACAUUUGCAAGAAAUGAAUAUCAAUGCUAUCAGUUCCCGGGGCGUACAAUUAGGCGCGCUGGUGAUGGCGGGCGUGGAGGCGGCGCUCGUGGCUAAUGACGCUUGCGGUGCUCCUGUACCAUGGCUCGUAGCUUCACCCUGGCUCUACUUCGAUGGCAAGCUGCUGCAGCGAAACCUCCAUCGCGCAGCACACUGCAAACAUCUUCCUCAGCUUUGCGAUAACAACCUCGACAUCGUCGUCAAGGUUGAGCGCAUGCGAAAGGCGAUCUUGGAAGGUCUGGAGGUGGAGUUCGCGAUGGCGCCGCUGCCGCUCGUGGCGGGCGUGCUAGGGAGCGACGGGGGCACGUGGGGCGCGAGGGGGCGGGGCCGCGGCGGCCGGCUUGAGAUCGCGGGCGUUGUCGUCGGACAGUGGGGCGGCGGCAGCUAUCCCGCACGCGCUCCGCCCAGAUACCAACAGAUGAGCGCGCACACUGUGGGCUACGUUGGAUACACGCCUCCGACUCGGAACUCGUACGGAGGUCGCGGGUGGCGCGGAGCACGCGGGGGUCGCGGCCGGGGACACGCGCGCCCCUCGCGCCGCCCCCGCCGGGACCCGAACGAGCCCGCCAAACCAGCCACUAUUGCCGUUAAUGGGAAAACCGUUCGCCCGGACGAAGUUCACCACCAGUCAGGUGAAUCAAGUCCUCAAGAUGAAAAUACUGCUCAAGAAGGUGAAGCAGAAGGAACACCCACUCCUAAACCUAAAACUGGCAAGAAUCUGAAGAAAAAUGCAGGAAAGGGGAAAAAAAGGAUCAAUAAACCGGAAGGCUUGCAAGGAGCAUCAGAGGCUAAUGGACCGCUUGAUAAAAAUAAGGUGGCAGAGCAAGGCCACAGUUCCGACAAGGAACACAUAGGGCAAGGUGAUGCACCAGUCUCAAAUUAAAUGUCCAUGUCUGAAGGUAACUUUUAAAAAUAUUUGUUAGCAAUCUUAUUCAGUUUCAUUUUAUUUUACUUCGAUUUGAUGGCUUAUUUUUAGUAUUAGUUCCUUAAUUUUGGACAGCAAUGAGGAAAGCUGUCAUUUUUUUUUCAUAAUCUACAAACAAAACAUAAAGUUGUUUUCAAUUUAUUUGGUAUUCUUGUUUGUUGAAAUUAUUAAUCUUAUAUUUUGUUGCUUUUUAUUUAAAAUAUUCUUUUUUUUUUACUUAUUACUCAAAACAAAUCGUGAAUUUAUCAUUGGAAAACGAAUGACAAUGAAAAUUGUAUUGACACGAAAUGGAGUCAUUAUUAUCUUUGAAUCAUGCGAAAAUGUAUACAGGAUUCAAUGUUUUAUGCAUAAUAAAAUUUCGAUAAUUGAUUUGUAUAAAGCGCAAUAACUAUGUUCGUUUAGUUGUUGCUUGGUCUCAUCAAUAAUGAAUGAUGCUAUAUUAUUAAGUAUUAAUUACGUGCCUGAACAUCUUAAAGACUUCCCUAAUGUGAGACUGAUUUUGUAUUACUUUUAAUUGACAAAAUUUUGUUCAAUUAACGAUAAUAUUAAAGCCAAGACCAGACUUCUAGCGAGACGAUAUGCCUCGACGAAUCCCCUACUAUGACGAAAUCUCUGGCUAACAAUACAUUUGUAUUAACAAGCAAAUAACUACGUUUUAAUGGUUUGAGAUCAACAACCAGAGUUAAUCUUGCAUUUUAUUGACAAAAAAAUGACAUUUGUGACACUGAUAUUAUUUAGUACAUAGAGUUAUGUAUUGAUAAACUGACCUGUUGAUUGUUAAUUCUCAUGAAAACUGAGAUGACUUAGUAUUUACCAUAAUAUUGUUUAUUUAAAUCUGGAUGACAACAGAGUCGUUAUUAUUUAUUUACACAUAGUAUAUUUACAAUUUACCAAAUUAUUUUAUUUAUAAGAGUAAGGUUUGGUCUAUGAAAUCCACAUAAAUUAAUUAAUUUUUAAAAUAGUACAUGCUUUCUGUAUGCGUUGAUAGGGUAUGAUUUGAACUAAAGACAUGUGACAUCAUUGAACGGGUUGCAUAUACUAAACCUUCAUUUUCAGACUUGUUUUUGGAAUUUCGUGAAAGGCAUUUUUUACGCCUUUCAGGUGUUUAAAAUUUUACGAAUGAAUACCGUCAAAUCAGUCUGAUACAAUCGAUAUAUAAAUUGAGUAAAUAAAAAAUAUACACGCGUUCUUCCAACAGCUUACGCGAUCGAGUGUGCCUGUGUGAUACCAGUUAGUGAUAUGGAUGUUGUUUGGAUUGUUGUUAAAGGUUGGGAAGACGAUGUUAGGACGAAAGAUACGGUUACUGUUAGUUUCGCAUUUCUAAAAGAUUUUUGGUGCUUCGAUAUCUUUAGGUACUGCCUGAAACGAGUCUGAAACUCAUAGAUUUAAGUCUAACGAUACAUGUUUAAAUAAUUGUGAGCAUUCGCAUUAUGUGUUCCCGUGUCCUAUAGGGUAUUAUUUCAAUAGGAAAUCUUAGAUUUGUUAGUGAUAUAUUUAUAUGCAUUUUUUGGGAAUAUUAAUAGUGCGAAUGCUCAUUCAUUUAUAUGUAUUUUUGUAAAAUUGUUAUAUUGUUAUACUUAAAUUUAGCUGGAAUGACUUACACAAAUAGAGACGAGUCUAACUACUCGAUUGACAAAACAUCUGUCACAAUUUAUUAACAUAGUUUACAUUCCAUAUCCAAUAAACGAAUCUACGAAGAUAAUUGGACAGUGUACGUCAAACGAGAAUGGAACUAAAUGAAGACUAUACAAUUUUGAAAGCUUUGUACCCUGGCCGAAACGUGAAAAUAUGUUGCUAAUAUACACAUAUAAAAUUUGAUUUUAAUCAAACGAUGAUUACAACUUUGAGUGCGAACGCACAUUUGUGAAAAGCAGCCGCGACGCUGUUCCAAGCGACCAAUAUUGCAAUUAUUAAAGUAAAUGCAUGUGACUUUGUGAGCCACAAUAAGUGGCGAGAAGCGACGGUCACGUAUAAGUGCGCCGCUCGUCUUCUGAUCGAGAGUGUAAUUAAACACUAUAGCUAAGUAAUGGCGAGCCGUCGCCUUAUGCGACGAGCCCAGUAUACUAUACAAUAUAAACCUAUAUUAUUGCUUUCUUAAAUAAAACACGAUAAUAGUCUUUAGAAUUUUAACUCUUUUUAUUUUAUUUUAUUUGUUUAAGAAUUGUGUAAGAUGGGCAUACAUUAUUAUUAAGUGACCUCACGAUUAGGCCGUUUACUCUUAUUAUAUUAAAGUUUCAUAUCAACGUAUGGAUUAAAAGAGAGCCUGAAUUAGUGAGUAACUUAAUGCCUAUAACUUUCUUUGACAAUAUUGCAUGCUGUUCACAUUUACCUAUUGCAUAUUUUAUUCUCGAAACAAUUCGAAGGUGUAGUUUUUUUUGUCUAUUAAUGUUCGCUAUAGUUUUAGAUUACCCAACAAUAUAAGAUACUUCAAAAAGUAACAAUAACCACAUUUUAAACUUUUUUGCUGACAAUGGUCCUUUUUAAUAUUACUAUAAAAAUAAUGUAAUCAAACACAAUUUAGAAUACUUCUCAUGUAAUGCAUACAUAUUUUUCGUAAUGAUGUAGCAAACAUGGAACUGUGGCUUUUUGAAAACACUUAUAACUUAUAAUAUGGUAACUUAUGUGUAAAUCUUGCUAUGUUGAUAAAAUUCAAGUGUUCAUAACUGUAAUUUGCAUGAACAAAAAAGUAUUUGAUGGAUUUAAAUUGUAAAGAGUUGUAUUUGUCUUCAAAUAAAACGUUCCAUUAUUAAA
Molecule: messenger RNA, 5911 nt
Organism: Bombyx mori (domestic silkworm)
Lineage: Eukaryota; Metazoa; Arthropoda; Insecta; Lepidoptera; Bombycidae
Product: constitutive coactivator of PPAR-gamma-like protein 1
Exons: 19
Coding region: 293-3118 (941 amino acids)
Cellular component (GO): nucleus
Source: RefSeq, a predicted model, not a curated record